This is a messenger RNA of Hyalella azteca, 516 nucleotides long. RefSeq names its product probable G-protein coupled receptor Mth-like 3. Gene Ontology annotation, cellular component: membrane. Gene Ontology annotation, molecular function: G protein-coupled receptor activity. Lineage: Eukaryota; Metazoa; Arthropoda; Malacostraca; Amphipoda; Hyalellidae. Gene Ontology annotation, biological process: G protein-coupled receptor signaling pathway. The record is from RefSeq and is a predicted model, not a curated record.
CUUACCUACCAUGCAAGGAUCCGUUCUUCCCGCCCCGCACUUCGGCGCUGUUUCCUGCUGGUUUGCCAAACCCUCUGCACUUGCGGUCUACCUCUUCGGUCCCAUUACGAUCCUGCUCGCCAUCAACCUUGUUUGUUUCUGUUUGUCUGCGUACAAACUUUGCACCAUCAUCAAACACUCGGACAGGACAACCACACAUUUCGUUCAGUACCUGAAACUCUUCCUCCUGAUGGGCGUGUCGUGGAUUUUUGAAGUCAUCUCUUUCUUCGUGGACGAUUCCGGCAACAGCAUCUUGUCGUAUGCCUGGAUUUUCUUCGACUUCGUGAACAUCAUGCAGGGAGUUUUGAUAUUCGUGGUGUUCGUGUGCCGGCCGAGCGUCUUGCGUCUGUUGACGCGGGCUCUAUGCGGCGCCCGCUGCUCCAGCCGCUGCUUCGCUCCCGUCGAAGAAAAAGAUCGCAACGACACCGAGGUUGCUCCAUGCAAUACUGUUGUCUGAAUCAACAUUCGCAUUCUUGA